Messenger RNA from Scaptodrosophila lebanonensis, 1637 nucleotides. RefSeq lists its product as uncharacterized. The record is from RefSeq and is a predicted model, not a curated record. Gene Ontology annotation, molecular function: RNA cap trimethylguanosine synthase activity. Lineage: Eukaryota; Metazoa; Arthropoda; Insecta; Diptera; Drosophilidae. The transcript has a single exon. Gene Ontology annotation, cellular component: nucleus. Gene Ontology annotation, biological process: 7-methylguanosine RNA capping; 7-methylguanosine cap hypermethylation. The coding region runs from base 34 to 1467 and encodes 477 amino acids.
ACGAAAAAGACUGUAGUUAAAAUAUCUCAUGAUAUGAACACGCAUUUUUUAACUACGUCGUGCCACAACCCACACUUUUACAUUUUUACUCAACAGUUCGAUACAUUAGUCCACCAGAAUGUAGAGAGCUUGUUAACCAAAUGGGAGGAGACGCAACAAGCUGCAUGGAUUAGCUUUUGGGAGCGUGAAGCUAAUGAAUUUUUGGAGGAAGAGUGGAAUAAACGCUACCCUGAAUAUAAGGAACAAAUCGCCUACGCCACAUUAGAGGAGCAACAGGAGUGGCAGGAGCUUUGGCAGCAGCAUACCACCGAAGUAAGCGGACAAUUUUGGCAUAUAUUUAGUUGCGCUUUUGAAAACUACCAAAGAGAACUGACUAAAUCCCUAGAGGGGAAUGAAAAUGAUGUGGCAGUAGAUGCUGAGAAUUUGCCACGACUCGAUUUGCUUCAACUAACCCAUAAAAAAAGAACAAAUAAAUAUAAACAACGGACCAGUGACGAGGAAUAUUGGACCGCCAACGACGAUCCCGACGACGUCGACGAGGAGCAGCUCAAAUUAUUCGGUCUGCCCACAGCGUUUGGUACUCAAAAAAACCGGAAAAGCAAUAAAAAACCCAUCAUUGUUUCUGUUGAAAGUGGCAGCGAAAGCGAUUUAAAUAUGCCAAAGGACUCUGAGGAGGCACUGCAUGGGGUGCAGAAUCCCGUUAUUCGCAAAAAACGCAAGGAUGCUCGUAAAUUUGUGCCCCGUAUGCCAGAAUUUAUGCGCGAGGACAAUCAAGUACGCAAAUAUUGGUUCAAGCGUUUCUCCCUUUUCUCUCGCUUCGAUCAUGGCAUACGUUUGGAUCGUGAGAGCUGGUUUUCUGUGACGCCCGAGAAGAUUGCCAAACAAACGGCCCGUCGCCUCUCCUGCGACAUCAUUCUCGAUGCCUUCUGCGGCUGUGGUGGCAAUGCAAUUCAAUUUGCCAACACCUGCGAACAGGUUAUAGCUAUUGACAUCGAUGAAAAAAAGCUGGCCAUGGCUAAGCAUAAUGCCGCCAUUUACGGUGUGGCCCACAAGAUUCAGUUUGUGCAUGCAGAUUUUUUAAAAUUUGCACUCUCGACGCGUCUGCGUCCAGAUGUCGUCUUUCUUAGUCCUCCCUGGGGUGGACCUGAUUACCUCAGGCAGCCCAGCUAUGACAUCGAGAAGUGUCUACAGCCAGUGGGUGCCGCACAGCUCCUGCAACUGGCACGGCAGUUAAGUCCCAAUGUGUCCUGCUUCUUUCCCCGCAAUGCGAAUAUGCAGCAGCUGAUUCGUUUGGCGGGCGUCGGACAACAAUGUGAGGUGGAGCACAACUUUUUGGAUACACGCUUGGUGGCCAUUACUGCCUAUUAUGGUCAGCGUUUCAUAAAACCACUGGCGGUGCCGAAAAGCCAACAGAACGAAACAAGUGAGGCUGAAGCUGAGGCUCCUCCAACUCCAGAAGAUUGUUAAAUUUUUUAAGUUUGAUUUCCACUUUAACAUUUAAGGUAUUUAUAGUUGAAGGUCGAACAAGAUAUAUAUUUUUAUAAAAAAAAAAUAAUUUUUAUAAACAUAAGGUCAAAAGCAUAAUUACAUAUGCUUUCACAAAUGAAUAAAGUAAACUGUAUGUGCUUUAAAUUCCA